Penaeus monodon (black tiger shrimp) is the source of this 1561-nucleotide messenger RNA. RefSeq lists its product as uncharacterized. Bases 27 to 1409 code for a protein of 460 amino acids. The transcript has 4 exons. The record is from RefSeq and is a predicted model, not a curated record. Lineage: Eukaryota; Metazoa; Arthropoda; Malacostraca; Decapoda; Penaeidae.
GAAAGGUCCUGCACAGGCAGAUCACCAUGGGCGUGAGUGGCACAGGGAACCUCUGGAACGCCAAGCUCUCGCUGACGUCGCCGCUGUCAGAGGGCAGCUGCGACCUCCUCUUCGUGUCUGACACCGUGGCGGCAUCGUGCGUCGAUGGCAACGGAAACAGCACGUCUUCAACCGUAGCCAAGUGGACCCCCGGCCUCUUUGUGCCAGGGAGGUUUACCGAGCUGUGGUUGCGCCUGGGAGAUCCCUCGCUGUCGCCGCCAUCUUCCUCCUCUUCUUCUUCUUCGUCUUCCUCUUCCUCUUCUUCUUCUUCUUCGUCUUCAUCAUCCUCUUCCUCCUCUCUGUCGCCUUCGCCAUCACCUUCCGUCCCACGCGAAGGAAACCACAGCGAGGAACUCUACCUUUUGGGCAGACGAGGGGAUGCCAGAGGCUUCCUGCUGGUGCCUUCCACUGGACUGAAGCCUCCCCUGAGCCUUAAGUGGGGAAGCCAGUUCAUCAGGUACUAUUACAACUGUGUUACGGGAUGCUUGAAGGAAACCCAAGUGACCACGCCCCAAGGACUCCACACCGUGUUUCUCCUGAAGGACCAGAACUUCCAAAACCUUUCGUUCUCCUACUCUCCCAAGACACUCAGGCCUCAGCUCUCCUUCACUCCCGUGUCCCUCUCGCUCUCCCUAACCCCACAGGACCUGAAGGAAGUGCCUGAGGGGUCCUGGGGGAACAUCACGGUCGUUUGGGAUUCCCAGGAGGAUACGAUAGGGGCCCUGGUGAACGGCAAGCCAGUAGGAUCCCUUAAAUCCUACAACACCCUGAACAAAAUGGCUGUUAUCGAAGGGGAGGUCGAGGGCGGAGGAUACUUGACCUUGUGUGACCCUCGAUUUCAGCUGCUUCAGGAUGCCUUGGCGAGUGGGGAGGGCGUGGUGGAGGUUCCGGAUGAUGUGACCCUUGACGUCAGCCCCUCUACUGCCUCCUCUCUGACGUCUGACACUGACCCCUUCGCCGUCUCCUACGUCGCUCAGACCAACCAAGUCCUCAUGGUCGUGUGUAUCUUCCUCUCGAUCGUCCUUUUGAUCCUUUUCGCUGUCUCCUACUCCCGCACCUCCGCCAAGCUCCGCGAGCUGGGGGUCAACUCCAACGGCGAGGUCAAAGGUCCCAGGAUCGUACGGAGGUCCUCCUCGACGUACUCGAAGGUCCGGUGCAGCGUCAAGUCCCUGAAGAAGGCCAACGACGAAGCGAAGGAGAGCAGCGUCGACCAGGACGAAUGCAGAAGCCUUUCGGACGCGACCGUGGCGAUGUCGGACGUCGCGAGCACGCCCCUGGCCACGCCCAACGUCUUGCCCUCCUUCGGGGCGCCCCGGGGGAGCAAGGUGGUGUCGACCAGCGAGUUCAUCGACAUAGACAUCGGUACGUGACGGAGGGGCCGCAGAAGGGACGACGGCAGGGGAUAUCCAACUGCCGAACGAUAAACGAAAAGCCAGGUCUAAGAUACUUUAGAAAUGUAUUUAUCUGUAAAAAAAAAAAAACACCAGCAAGAACAGCGUCGCCUCGCUAGACCGGGACCGGA